UCACUUUCACUGUCUGUUGUUGCUGUUGUUCCCAGUGUGGCCAAGGCUUGAAGUAGGUUUGCAUGUUCACUUGGAAUUCAGGCACAGCAGCCUCUUCAGUUUCAUUGGACAGCAUGUGAACGAGCACGUCAGGAGCCAAUCAGCUGCUUGGAGUGGUUAAGUGGUAUAUCAGCUCGUUUAGUUUUAUGGUCUGGUCUGCUGGUUCACUGAGUUUGAUGCACAUGUGUGUGGGAUGAAGGUUGUCUUGCUGGCUGUAGGAAGUUAUGUGCAUCCAUUAAUAUGUGAUCCGGUGCAGCAUGUGUACCGCAUGGGGAGAUGUGAGAAAAGAAGACUCACUCUGGGGAGAAGAAAACCUGAAGGUGGAGGAGACGAGUAUAAGAAACACAAGAUGGAUCAUCACGAAGAUCUUCAUCUGAACAGCCGUUCAUCAGUUGUUCUUUGAAACAGUUAGACUCAGCGAUGGCUGCACGGAUCGUGCUCCUUCUUCUUUUGUUCUGUGAAGGGGGAAGAAAUGGCGUCUCAGAGGCUGUCGUAUCAAGCAAAGUUCAACCUCAUCCUGAGUCCAUUCGCAACUUUACUGAGAGUUUCAAAGAACCGGCGAGCCAGCGUCAGGACGGAGAGGACGAUGUAAGAACGCUGCCAAAUGUGGCUUUUAGACUAAAUGACCGAAGAACUAAUGAUUUUGACUUUAAGGACAAUAUAGCAGCAACAGUCCAACUUAAACAUCCUGCCAAACCCCGAACCCCUAACCACAGCCCUGAACUCACUCCGAAAAGAAGCAAUCUGACUAAUGGAGAGGUCGAAGGUGUAAUUAAUGCUCACCGGCAAGUGGCGAGUUCAGGCGAGGAGCACGCUCUCCAGCUCCAUUUGGAGACCGCCGUCGGAGGUGUUCUGCCCGAGAGGACGCGAGGUCGCUCUAAACGGGUCGGGGAGUCUGAAGAUGGUCGGUCGGAGUCGAACCUGCCUCGCUCUCGCCUCCGGAGGAGCUGGCUCUGGAACCAGUUCUUUGUGAUCGAGGAGUACAGAGGGCCCGAGCCUGUGCUCAUCGGACGGCUGCACACAGACAUGGACAUCGGAGACGGACGCACUAAGUACAUGCUGGAGGGGGAGGGGGUGGGCUCCGUGUUUGUCAUCGACGGCAACACGGGCAACAUACACGUCACAAAGUCUCUGGACCGCGAGGAGAAGGACCAGUACCGCCUCAUCGCCACAGCGACGGACCGCCAGACCGGCCGAGCCCUGGAGCCCUCGUCCGAGUUCAUCAUCAGAGUGCAGGACAUCAACGACAACCCGCCCGUCUUCCUCGACGAACCCUAUGUCGCCACGGUGCCGGAGAUGGCCAACAUAGGAACGUCUAUAAUCCAAGUGACAGCCAGAGACGCCGAUGACCCGACGUACGGAAACAGCGCCCGGCUGGUGUACGCCAUCACUCAGGGCCAGGACUAUUUCUCUGUGGAUCCUCAGACAGGCGUCCUGCGGACGGCAAUACCCGACAUGGACAGAGAGACCCGGGAUGAAUAUCUGGUGGUCCUCCAGGCCAAAGACAUGGGAGGGCAUCUGGGCGGAUUAUCAGGGACGACCACCGUCACCGUGAAGCUGAGCGACGUCAACGACAACCCCCCUCACUUCAGACGCAGUGCGUGGUCGUUCUCUGUGUCUGAGCUCGCAGCUCCAGGUGUGGAGGUGGGCCGUCUCACCGCCUCCGAUCCUGAUCUGGGAGAGAAUGCACAGCUGGAGUUCACCAUCCUGGACGCGGAGGAGGCCAACAUCUUCAACAUAACUGGGAGAGACCAGGAGGCGGUCAUAGUCCUGGACAAGCUGCUGGAUUAUGAGACACGCAACUCGUACACGUUCUCCGUGGAGGUCUCCAACCCGCUAGUGGACGCCCGCUACCUGAGGAAAGGCCCCUUUAAGGACCAGGCGACAGUCCGGGUCAUGGUCCUCAAUGCUGAUGAGCCGCCGCGAUUCUCCCAGGCUCGCUACCAUCUGGACGUGUCUGAGAACUGCCCACCCGUCUGCUCCGUUGGCCGGGUUUCCGCCCUGGACCCGGACACAGGACAGAGCAGCAACAUCAGGUACUCCAUCGAUCCCCAGUCAGACCCCGAGGCUCUGUUCCGCAUCGCCUCCGACACGGGCUUUAUCAGCACAGUGAUGGAGCUGGACCGCGAGCAGGAGCAGUGGCAUAAUAUCACUGUCAUCGCCACACAGAGGGACAAUCCGAAUCUUGUGUCAAGGGUUGUGGUUGCCAUAGAGACGCUAGACCAGAAUGACAAUGCGCCAGAGUUGGACAGGCAGUACACAACGUCUGUAUGUGACUCCAGCGCCCCCGGCCAGGUAGUUCAGGUGCUGCGUGCCAUCGACAGGGACCAAGGAGGGCAGGACUCCCCGAUCCACUUCAGCGUCCCCCCAGAGUCCAGCUCUGCCCUCAACCUCUCCAUCAGGGAGACAGGAGGUGUGACAGCCAGCCUGGUGCUCCAGUCAGCCUUGGAGCCCCUCCCCGGCUUCUCCUCGUCCUCCCUCACCCUCUACGUGCCGGUGGUGCUGCGCGACGGGGCCUCGGGGCUGACCAACACCGGCACCGUCACCGUCACCAUUUGUCCCUGUCUGCGAGGGGGCAUGCAGACCGAGGAUAGGGGGAGACAGAGGGACAGGAGAUGGGAGAGACACACGGUCUGUCUCCCCGUCCCGUCUGCCUCUCCGUCCCUCAUAUUCAGUCUGGUCACCUUACUGGCCAUGCUGGCGUGUGUCACCACGCUGCUCGUGGUGUGUGCACUCUCGCUGUCAUUGCGCCAUCAGAAGCGAGACUCCCACUCACCCUUCGAGGAGGAUGAUGUCAGGGAGAACAUCAUAUCCUACGAUGACGAGGGGGGAGGGGAAGCGGACACCGCAGCUUUUGACAUUACGGCGCUGCAGAGCAUGCACAGAAUACAGCACAUGCACAACAACAGGAACAUAUGGUACACCCAGCAGAAUCCGCCGAGGGCGAGGACGUACAGCUGGAGCCGUAACCCUCGCCCCGGCCUGGACCCUCAGCAGAGGCCCGGCUCCGCUCCGCUGUACGGACGCCUCUGCUACGGUGUCCACACUCUGCCUGUUCUCAGAGAUUAUCCCGUCGGGCCACUGGAGGCGGGUCUGCAGCUGACGCAGCUGACCCACGGGCUUGCCGGAGGUCAUGUUGGCAAUUCCCUUGUCAUCCAGAACCAGAGCACCUUUGAGCCUCUGCUGCGCUCUCCAGAGACGAGCCCCGCUGGUUACGAGGCAGAGCGCACGCCGGCCAAGAGCAAAAUCACAGAGAGAGAUGAAGGCAGCGGAGCGAACGCUGCUGGCACACAAGAGAAUCGGGAACAGGCAAAGAUAAACAUAACAGAAACGACGGAGUCGACACCAGCCAACAACUGUGACCCAAACGAGUCUUCAUGCCAGAGUCACACCAGCUCCUCGUCAAACCAGCAGGAGGGGCGGCCGGGGUCAUCGCAGACCCAGAUCAGUACUGGAGCCACCAGCUGCACGUUGGAUGACAUUGAUACUGAUUCGUCCAUUCCCUCCGUUUCAGAGCGAAAUUAUCCAAACGGCGGUGAAACCAACCCUCCCGUGUACCUGAAAGGAGACACGUACAGCAUCGUGGGCUCGCUGAAUCCUAACAGCAGAGGGACGUGUUUGAACGGGGCGGGCGGAGGCGGGUUGUACCCAGCGGGGGUGCAGCUACUGAACAUGUGCAGACUGCAGAGAGAGGACUUGACCUCGCAGCCUUUGCCCUUACCUGGGGGGCUGUUUGGCAGCAGCAGAGGCUGGCCGUGCGGGGCGGAGCCUGCCAGAGCAGAAGCCGCCAACCCGCCGCAGCCCCUCCGCAUGGAAGACCUCCUGAACAUCCGUCUGGAUCAGGUCACCUUUGACCUGUCGCAGCCGCCCUAUGACUCACUGCAGACUUACGAGUUCGAGGGCCGUGACUCACGGGCUGAGUCACUGAGUUCGCUGGAGAGCGAUGGCGAUGGCGAAGGGAAGGACGACGGGAGAGUGGUGGGAGGGAUGGAGGAGCUAAACCAGAAGUUCCAGAGGCUGGUGGAGAUCAUCAGAGAGAGGGAGACGGAGAAGCAGGGAGGAAGAGGAAGAGGAGGAGGAGAUGCUGCAGAGGCUGCAGAGGCUGCUCCCGAUGAGACUCAUAAACAAACGGAGGACAAAGAGAAAGAACAGCAGAAAUGGGAUUUCUAGACUGCAAUAAAAGAAAAGUUAGUGAUGGAUUUCAGACACAGCGGGGCGGGCGAAAUACAGCUCCUCUGACUGAUCUCCGUGUCCCCCCCCCUCUCUGCCCUGACAGGGGGAGAAUCUGACAGCUAUGAGGUGGAAUCAGUGCACAGCGUAUAGCUCUCACCUCCACUAUGUUUAUAAAACGCAUAUGGAAUCUGUCACUUUUCACACUGCUCUUGUAACUCCUAUUAUUAAUAAUGCACUUUGGGCUUUCAACGCUAAAGUUAUGAAAGAUUAACUUUUUUUUUUUUAAAUAUUGAUUCUGAGCCCUGAAAGCUGCAUUGUUAGAAAAGAGGCCUCAUCAAAUAUUGACCAGAAUUGUGACAUUUAAUAUUGAUAUUUUAAUAGGGGCACGCUCACUAGGAAAUCCUUGGAAUUUGAAUGCAUCUGAAUUUUUCUUUUACAGUACAGGACCGCAGGCCAACACGGCCACGUGUUCACUGAGUCUCUCUGAUGAGGCCAACUAUUCUAUUCUGUUAGAGCUUCUCACUCCCAUCUCGUCACAUAGGCGACCGCCGCUUGGUCAGCGCCCCUCGGCAUCGGAGGCCGACGCACAGGGUUCCCCUCCAGGGUUACUUUUGGAUGCACCGUGGAUGGCGUGUCAAAAUAAGUUCGUUACAUGCAUAGUGUCCUUUCAAAAUAAACUUCCUUUUUAAAUUAGGUUCAGGCAACACAACCACUUAGUCAGGGCAAAGAGUAUAAAAGAUAAUGUAAAUCGAGACCCAGCAAACUGACUCAGCAAUGUACAACAGCGUAUUUGGGCCAUUGUAGGUAAAAAUAUAUAUAUUAUGGAGGGGUAAUAUUCGGAGAAAAAAAAAAUCUGAAUUUACGAGAAAAAAAACGUAGACGUUAUCUGAGAUUAUAAAGUCACAAUUUUACGAGAAGAAAAUUAUGAAAAAUAGAGUUAUCUUGUCAAGGAACCACAGCGCUUCACCAAAGAGUAAAGAAAGAAAGAGAUGAAACUCUGGCGCUUUUUUGACAACAGCUGCUGCGCCAUUUUGGACUGAAAAUGCUUAUUAUAUUUAUAUUAUAUUCAUAAUAAUUUAUUGUUCAACCCAGGCCAUUUCGGUAGAAUAUGACAAUAGAAUAGAAAUUUUUGUUUUAAUUCUGCACGGCACUUUUUAGGUGAACGUUUAAAUGGCAUCCGGUAGUCCCUUUCAGUCCAAACUGGCGGAAGCGUAGCUCUGCUGCUGGGCGUUGACGUUGCGAUGGAACGAACAAUUGACUUUCACUUCUUGGCAAUAUAUGUU
This is a messenger RNA of Sebastes umbrosus (honeycomb rockfish), 5495 nucleotides long. It is a transcript of the gene cdh24a, whose product is annotated as cadherin-24. Gene Ontology annotation, molecular function: calcium ion binding; cadherin binding. NCBI's taxonomy places the organism in Eukaryota, Metazoa, Chordata, Actinopteri, Perciformes, Sebastidae. Gene Ontology annotation, cellular component: adherens junction; catenin complex; plasma membrane. Bases 460 to 4209 code for a protein of 1249 amino acids. Gene Ontology annotation, biological process: adherens junction organization; homophilic cell-cell adhesion; multicellular organism development. The transcript is spliced from 14 exons. The record is from RefSeq and is a predicted model, not a curated record.